Molecule: messenger RNA, 878 nt
Organism: Amoebophrya sp. A120
Lineage: Eukaryota; Dinophyceae; Syndiniales; Amoebophryaceae
Source: the annotation of a GenBank genome assembly
GGAUGAAGUAGCAUUCCUAGAAGUGAAACCCAUAUUUUUACCCCAUUUGAAUUACGAAAAAAAAUCCACCCGCUAUGUAAAUUCACUAUAGCUGCAUCUCGACGAUGAAUAUUGUGAGUCGGUGUCUGCCCUCAAUAACUACAAUAAAAUUUUACAGGAGACAGAGUCACGAGAGCCCGUACAUGGGUGACUAGUACCUAAGUACACUUCCUUGUUAGUUAUGAUGUUUCGUACCUUGUGUUACUAUGCAAUUUGACAAUAGAGCUCGUUUCGCCACGGCGUAGAUCCUACUCCAAUAUUAUCCCACAGAGCUAGUUCUUGAUUUGACAAGGCCUCCCUUUUAUUGUUCCUUCAUGCGAGAAGUCAUCAAACCUUAAAUCCUCCUUCAUCCGUUGCUUUUGUUCAGGUCCGCCCAGCAUGUUGGCGGGUUUUGGCGUCGUUUGGGAGAAGAAUAUGCAGGUGUAUUGGCGAAACGGGGGCUACUGCCAGUAUCUGGUCACCUACGUGAUUGUCUUAUGCCUGGGUAUCCGUCACCAGCUGUACUGGAACGCGGAGGAGUUGCGCGCGGACCACUUUACAGCGUACCACGAGACGCUCACCCUCCCGAACACGACCCUGGCGGAGCUGAAAGAAAACGCCACCGUGGUGGACACCGUGCGCAAGUGGAUUGUUCGUGAGCUCGCGUACGGUCUGGUUCACAACAACGCGGACAGCCAGCAGGAGGCGAUGACGCUCUUGCACGGCGUGUUGCAGCAUCCCCACGUGGCGAACUCGGAGCUCGUGUCCGUGCAAAGGGGCGGCCCCGAACCGGAGCUGUUCCGCCACGCUGUGAGCGGCCUGGUGUCCAACAUCACCGCAAAGGUGCUGCGGCAGGAAGC